AUGAUUUUAAAUGACUGUGGAAAUAAGAUUAUAGAAUCCGAUUCUUCUGUCUUAGAACCUCAAUCAACAACUGGUUGGUCUGAAGAUGAUUUUGAUAAAGAAACUCUAUCACAAGAAGAAGCGUCUGGUGAAGUUAGGUCGCCGUGUGAUUUUGACUAUAGAUCACCUUCACAAGCUGUUACGCCAUCAAAUAAUAAUGAAACUGAACUCGUAUUAGAUCAUUUCAGUAAAGAGGAACUAAUUACAAUGGUCAAAGAUCUGUCGGAACAAUUAUUUGAAACGAAAGGUCAAUUAGUUGAACAAGAAGCACGUUUAAGAGCAGAAAUGUGUGAUAAUAUGAAUCAGCAAAUUAUUGAUUUUGAAAAUAAAUUUGAAGCAUUAUUAAAAACUAGAGAAAAUUAUUUAUAUGAACAAUCUAAUGUACGUAUGCAAAAUAUCAUUGAAUCAGUGAAUCAACGUCAAACACGUUUAAAACAAAAUUCUAAACGUUUAUGUCCAGAUGAUUCUGAAGCUAGUAAUAUCAGUAGUAGUAGUAAUGAUAGUAGUGAUAGUAGUAGUAGUAGUGAUGAAGAAGAGAUUUCAAAAGUUAACAAUAAUUCUUUACAAGAAAAUAUCAAAAGAAAACAAUCUUUAGGAAUUUGUAACAAUUGUUUAGCACAAACAACUAAAAUAACACAACUUUUACAAACUAUAAAACAAUUAGAAAAUCAAAUUGCUGAAUUACAAGGUGAUUUGGCUGAUCAAAAAGAUAUUAUUGAAAAUCUUAUGCAUGAAUUAGAUCGUAUACGUGUAGAGAAUAGACGAUUAGAUUUUACAAUUGCUCAACAGCAGCAACAACAACAGUCUAUUAAACUGACAGCAGAUGUAGAAAUUCAAAAGGAACUCAACGAUGAGCAUGUUGCCUCAUCUAAUGACUCGUCGAAUUCAACUGAAUUGGAUGAUUCGUGUAUUAUUAUUAAUAUGCCGAAGAAAAUUACUACCACAUGUGAAGAUUACGAUACAAAUAAGCUGGUGAAUUCAUCAUUAUCAUGCUGUUGUUAUAAAAGUCCUGCAUCAAAUGUAACUGCACAGGAAUCUACAGGAUGUACAAGUGGUAAUACACCAUCUACACUUAUUAAAGAAUCCAAUAAAUUGUUAUUACCAGAACAUCAGCAGAAUUCAAUUGUUUCGGUGAAUAAAAAUCAAAUAUCCAAUAAUGAAAUAAAAUCAAUUCAUGUGAAAAAUAAUAAAUACGCAGUGAAUAAUGAUGUUGUUAGAGAAAGUAGAAUUAGUGAAGGUUUAUUAUCAUUUUUGGAGCAUGAAACAAGUAUACAACAUCAAGAAUUAAUUGAUCAAUUACGUCGUCAAAUUUAUGAUAUCGAGAAGAAAUUCACUAUGAAACAUGAUGCAUUAGUGAAAUCGGAAACUGAUUUACAAGAGCUUAAAUUAAAAUAUGAUGAGAUUUCUCAAAGAUUGAUUUCACAAACCAAUGAAUUACAUCAGUGUAAUUUAAACAUAACUAAAUUAAAACAAGCACAUCAUGAUGAAUUGUUGGCUUGUCAUAAUGAUGCCCAAAAACGUAUCGAUCAGUUACAAACAGAAUACAACAUUGUAUUAGAACAAAAUAAUGCAUUGAUUGCUCGUGUGCCAAACCAUGAUAUGCAAAUUCAAACAUCAAUGCUUGUUGAAUCGACAAAUCUCCCAACAACCGAGUCGAUUUCAAUGCAAACUUUAUUAUGUCAAAUGAAUGAAAUGUCUAUACAAGUUAAUCCAAUGAGUUUUGGUGUUUCUAUUGGGAUACAAACAGAAAAACCAAAUGAAAUUGAUACCUCAGAAUCUUCCAUGAAUAAUAAUGCUACUACUACUGUUGCUACUAUUAUUCAACAUCAAGGUGGAAAGUCCAUUGAAACAAACACUCACACAUCAUCAGAGAAUCUUACUAAUAAUCAUUCAAUUAAACGAAAUCUACGAAAUGCUUCUCGUUUACGACUUAAACAAACUGGUGGACGUUUAACACAAAGAUUUGGUCCACCACCGAAAAUCCCACAAUUACCAUCACCUUUACCUACUUCUUCUGUUUGUUUAUCGGAUAGUGAAUUAGAACUAAGUGCGGUUACUUUACAUGAUGUAGAAGAAGAGGAAGACGAGGCAGCGAAAGAAAAUAUCAAUCAUACCACCGGUGAUGAUGAAACAUCAGGCGAGAGUGACAGCGACGAGGAUAAUGAUGAUGAAGAUGACGAUGAUGAUGAUGUACGCAGUUGUAGAUCUGAACCACAAACAACCACCAAGAAUCGUCAAGCUGUACGUCGUAAAAAAGCCACUAAUACACGUGAAAAAACAUCGACUACGACACGACGAACAAGACAAACACGUUCCACUACCACUACGACCACUGUCACUGGUCCUCCUCCUCCUCAGCAUCGACGUCUUCCACCAUUAACUGAAUCUACUCAAUUAUUAUUACCGGAUUCAUUUUUUCAAGAUCAACUUGAUGAAGCAUUAGAAAGUGUUGAAAUCGAGUUGAGAAAAACUGAACAACGUAAUCUACGACAAUUGAAUUCACGUCAACCAAAUCGAAAACGACGUUGAUUAGUUUGUUUGUGUGUUUGAAUAAGUUUUAACACAUUUUUUACUGCCACUUCAACUACUACUACUAAUGUAAAUAAAUUUAUAAAUCGGUUCUUUUUAUCUUUCUUAUAUCCUGUUUUACACACAAAUAUACAUACAUGAUCAAUUUUUAAAUGGAUUCAAC
Molecule: messenger RNA, 2731 nt
Organism: Schistosoma turkestanicum
Lineage: Eukaryota; Metazoa; Platyhelminthes; Trematoda; Strigeidida; Schistosomatidae
Source: the annotation of a GenBank genome assembly